AAGAAUUGGUGCUGGAAAAGGUGAAAUUCCGAAAUUCAAUCAAAAGGAUGUCCAUAAUUGAGGACGGGGAUAUUGCAGAGGUCUUGUAUCUCAUUCCGAAGCAGAGCUUGCUGAAGCAACUGCCCUACUUGAAUCCUGAUGACUACUACUUAUGCGAGCGGUUAUUCGACACUCCUGAGGAUCUGGUGGCCCAUCCCCAGGAGCCUCACCACCCCUCCGAAAAGCCCGUCAUCCACUGCCACAAAUGUGGGGAGCCGUGUAAAGGUGAAGUGCUUCGUGUUCAGGCCAGGCACUUUCACAUCAAAUGCUUCACCUGCAAAGUGUGUGGCUGUGACUUGGCACAAGGAGGCUUUUUCAUUAAGAAUGGGGAAUAUCUCUGCACCUUGGAUUACCAGCGCAUGUAUGGGACCCGCUGCAACGGUUGUGGGGACUUCGUGGAAGGUGAAGUAGUGACAGCUCUGGGAAAGACUUACCAUCCAAGCUGCUUUGCCUGUACUGUUUGCAAGCGUCCGUUUCCACCAGGCGAUCGAGUUACCUUUAAUGGAAGGGACUGUCUGUGUCAGAUGUGUGCUCAGCCCAUGUGCUCCAGUCCAAAAGAACUGUCUUCUUCCAGCAAUUGUGCUGGUUGUGGAAGAGACAUAAAAAAUGGCCAAGCAUUGCUAGCUCUGGAUAAGCAGUGGCACCUCGGGUGCUUUAAGUGCAAGGCCUGCGGGAAGGUCCUAACUGGGGAAUACAUCAGCAAAGAUGGUAUUCCUUAUUGUGAAAAGGACUAUCAAGUUCUUUUUGGAGUCAAAUGCGAAGCAUGUCACCAGUUCAUUACUGGGAAAGUCCUAGAGGCAGGUGACAAGCAUUACCAUCCAAGCUGUGCACGAUGCAGCAGGUGCAACCAAAUGUUCACAGAAGGAGAAGAAAUGUAUCUGCAAGGUUCCACUGUUUGGCAUCCCGACUGUAAGCAAUCCACUAAGACUGAAGAGAAGCUACGGCCUACAAGAACAUCAUCAGAAAGCAUCUAUUCCAGACCAGGUUCCAGUAUACCAGGCUCUCCAGGCCACACUAUCUAUGCAAAAGUAGACAAUGAAAUCCUUGAUUACAAGGAUUUAGCAGCCAUUCCCAAAGUCAAGGCCAUUUAUGACAUUGAACGUCCAGACCUAAUUACUUAUGAGCCAUUCUACACUUCCGCCUACGAGGACAGACAGGAGAGACAGAGUCUUGGAGAGUCUCCAAGGACGUUGUCACCUACCCCUUCUGCAGAAGGUUAUCAAGAUGUUCGGGAUCGUAUGAUUCACAGGUCGACUAGUCAGGGCUCCAUUAAUUCUCCGGUGUACAGUCGUCAUAGCUACACACCCACCAUGUCACGUUCCCCUCAGCAUUUCCACAGACCUGGCAAUGAGCCGUCCAGCGGUCGGAACUCCCCUGUCCCCUAUCGGCCCGACAGCCGCCCUCUCACUCCAACUUACGCUCAGGCCCCUAAACAUUUCCAUGUUCCAGAUCAAGGUGUCAACAUUUACAGAAAACCACCCAUCUACAAACAACAUGAUGCAGCUGCUUUGGCAGCACAGAGCAAGUCCUCCGAGGAUAUCAUCAAGUCCUCCAAGUUCCCAGCAGCUCAUGCACCAGCACCCAACGAGAUCCCAAAGAUUGAGACGGACCACUGGCCAGGUCCUCCCUCCCUUGCGGCCGUAGGAGCUGACAUGAGGCGCAGAUCGAGCGGCAGAGAGGAAGAUGAUGAGGAGCUGCAGCGGCGCCGGCAGCUGCAGGAGGAGCAGCUCAUGAAGCUCAACUCUGGUCUGGGACAACUGAUACUCAAAGAAGAGAUGGAAAAGGAGAGUCGCGAUAGGUCAGCCCUUUCUGCCAGUCGAUACGAUUCUCCAGCACAUUCUUCAGCCUCCAAAACCUCCUCUCUGCCUGGCUAUGGAAAAAAUGGACUUCAUAGGCCGGUGUCUACAGAUUUUGGUCAGUACAACAGUUAUGGGGAUGUGAGUGGUGGUGUUAGAGAUUUCCAGUCCCUUCCGGAUGGUCAUGUCCCUGGAAUGAGAAUGGACAGAGGAGUAUCUAUGCCUAACAUGUUGGAACCAAAGAUUUUUCCAUAUGAAAUGCUCAUGGUGACCAACAGAGGGCGAAAUAAAAUACUAAAAGAUGUAGACAGAACCAGGCUUGAGCGUCACUUAGCACCUGAAGUUUUUCAAGAGAUCUUUGGCAUGACGAUACAGGAAUUUGACAAGUUACCUCUCUGGAGACGCAACGACAUGAAGAAAAAAGCAAAACUCUUUUAAUCUCCCUUUAAACAAACCAACAAAAAAAUGAUGUGCAGGAUAUUGUAUCAUACAGUCCAAACUAUUUGGAAGCAACUACUUAUCCACCAAAAAGGGAAAAAUUGCAUAGUGACACCUCUGUACACAGCAAUUGAACAAGAUGAACAUGUGCUCUCCUGGAACACAGGGAGAAAAUAUCUGGGCUCAGAAAAAACAAUGAUAGUUUUCAGAGGUGUCAGCCUGUGACAUGAUAUUAUACAAGAUAGGAAACUGUUCUCUUCUUCUCCCUCAAUGAUAUUCCCUUUACUUCUCUCCACAAUACGAUGGACUUUAUUGCUAGAGCCAGGAAGUGCCCUUAGGAUGCCUUUUAGACUAAAGUAGUUGUAACCACUCCAAAAACUGGAAAAGAAUAUAUAUAUAUAUAUAUAAAUAUAUAUAUAUGUAUGUGUGUGCGCACAUGUAUUUAUAUCUAUCCAUCUCUCUAUGUGUGUAUGUGUAUAUAUGUGUAUAUAUAUUUGGAGGAUUGGUAGAUGCUCUGUAGCGAAGGAGAAGCCCUUUGUAAUGUAUCCAUGUGGUCACAUUAAGUCUUUCACACAAGUUUCUUAAUUGGCACUCUUUUGAAAUGGCAUCUUCUUCAUGUGACACAAUCUGCAGACGUGGGCACCCUGCUCACGUUCAGUGCACACCAGUUGAAUUUCUGGAAAGUGGACUCCUUGUACUUGUAUAUAUUUGCUAGGAUAUAGGAAGUGAAUUGCUGUGUCUGUUGUCAGUCUUCCCCCUUCCACGCUUUCUGCUUGAAUUAAUAAGGCUGGAGCUUAACCAGUCAUUUGAAUAAUUUAAUAUCACUUAAGUAAUGGGAAUGAUGGAGAAGAAUCAGUUUUCUUGUAAUUUAGUCCAGGAGACAAGUGGAUGGGAGUGACGGAGUGAGAAAAUGCUUUUUUUAAGUGUGCCCUGGUUCGCACCCAGAGAUUUCGGAGCAGCCUCCCUGCUGGCGACAACUAGUACAGCUCGUCAGGCUGCAGCGGGGUUGUAGGAUUUACAUCAGCAGGGAGGAUGGCUCUCUGCAAGCUAACACACGAGUUCAUCCCUCUGUGGGAGGAAUGUUUAUGAAUUAAAAGGUACCAUCAAGGUGCCAUGCUCUGCCAAUAGAGGCUUUUUGAUUAAAUUGCAGUUGCUGUUGUCAAUAUGGCACAGUGCAUGGGGCCAAGCACUCUUUUUAGUUAAUGUAGUUUUUCACUUGUGCUUGGAAAAGAGGGCACAGACUUUUUUUUUUUCCCCUCUCUUGAAGCUUCAAAGCUCCAGCCUUGGUUAUUUUUAUUUCCCUUUGUGCCUGACUUGGUUUGUGAAGACAGAGUAAUCAUGCAAGACAGUUUCUGAGCUGCAUUGAACUCCUUAUUGCUUUCAGUCUUCUUCCAAAUAUGCUGCAGCUUAAAAAACUGCCUGUAUAUACCUUAACUGCUUCUGGGCAAGUCCUAUACAGAGGAGGACACGAGCACCAAAGUCACUGAAUGAAUGCAUUGUGGCUGCAAGGUCAGCUUUUUCUCUUCUCGGUGCUUAAUUGCCAAUGCGUGCUGCACUAAUGAGCCUGUCUCCUCAUACGGGAGAGGGGCAUUUAGGUUCUGUGUCUAUCAAAGAAUAUCGAGGCUUCAUUUUUAAUGCAGAAACUUUUGGCACUGGAGACAUCAGAACCUUUGUAUUUUCUGUUAAAUGAGACACUGGUGUAAAAAUUGGAAAGUCGAGAAGGGGAAACAGUCCUGGGUAGUUGUGAGAUUCAGUAUCACUGUGUUGAGUUCUCUAUCACCAAAUAGCAUUUCACCAUGAAAUGUGCAGGACAGCCCAAAUCCUGCCUCUUCUUUGCUGGUUCAGGAAGUCCUGUUGCAACAGGUCACUGUGGUUCCUUCGAUAAAAUCUGAGGUGAAGAUACUAUGAGUCAGUAUGAGAGACAGAUACAAGGGGUCAGCACCUGCUCCACGUCCCCAGAGCGAAGGGGAGGGUGAGUCGGUGGGACAAGCUGGAGAAUGUGCUGCAGAUCUGGCACCACAGUCCCCACUGAACACAAGCCCUCGGUGCCACUGUGACACACACAAUUGUGAGUGAACUCUCUGGACUUACUGAGAUUGCAGCAAGGAUCAGUUCAACAUCUUUUACUUAAAUUUUCAGAACAAGCAUCUGAAAGGAUUCUAGAGAAAUGCUGAGAAGUAAAUGGGAGUUUUAGGGGCACUGGCAGUUUGAGAUGCGUUUUUGGGUGACUGCUGAAACCAAAUCCAUACGACGAAAGAACAGCAAUGUUUUACACUUGCAGGCUUUGGGAAUGCUGGAGUCUCAGAAAUUCAGCGUUUGUCACUUGCAAGGUGUGGCUUAACUUUGAGGUGGAUGUUAGAGUUUUUAUGCAUCUAAAGUAUUAAAAUUCUCCAACUUUUGCCAGCCUACAUCCUAUAAACGACACUGUGCUGCUGCCUCUCAAACAUAGUGAGCAUUAUGAGUCUUUUAUCCCAAGUCACCUUGCCAGUAAACCUUUUUGACCUGAUUACUUGCUCUCUCAAGGAUGUGAGCUGCCAGUCUGCAUUUUUCUGUCCCCAUCUCUAGAUUACUACUGAACUUCUCACAGCAUAUAUGAAUACACUACCCAGUGUAUUAAAAAGUGACUACGGUUGUUUUCUCUCUUUUCCCUCCUCUCAAAAAACAAAACCAAAAACUAACCCUGUCACCUAGCCUGUGAAGAAUGACAGGGUAAUUUGUAUCUGCCUCAUCAACUUAGAAUUUAAAACUGCAGUUGCAGCUUGGGAAGGAGUGAAGAGAAGCCCAGCUUAGAUGCUGCAGAAAUACUUUCUAACUGGAUUUUUCAGCCAAGGCUGAUUCACAUCUUGCUGGAGUGGAGCACAAUCAGUGAGUUCACAGCUCUCUGCUUUAUUUUUAAUACUGCUUUACUUCUGACUGAGAACCUGAAGGGUUUUCUGAACUGUAUUUUCAUGCCUAUAGUUAAUUCCUCUUAAAUAUCCCAACCUACAUGUAGACACACUCCAGGAGAUGGUGUUUCCAUAAGAACAGUGCUGCAGCCAGCUGUGGGGUGUGCGUGUGUUUUCUGCAGUGGCCUGUUAGCGAUUGUCACUGCAACAUUUUCUGUUCUUUCAUCUGGUCUUCCCACCUAAUAAAAACAGAAAUGUAGCCCCAGGGAAGAUUUUCUUUGUAAGCAAUGAAUCAUUUUCCUUUUAUCAAUCGAGUAGGAUUUUCUUGGGCAGUUCUUUGCAAUUCCCCUCUUCAACAUUCCCUUGAGAUAUGUCAUGCGUUGGACUAGAUGGUUUCUAAAGGUUCCUUCCAAGUGAAACCAUUCCAUGAUUUUAUGCAUAUGCCUUAAGUAUGAUAGAUACUUACGUUCUUCUAGCUCCUGCAAGCAUUUGAGCUUCUGAUAAAGUCCCAUCAAACUCAGAACUCAGUGCUGUCAAAAGAACAUCAUUGCCAAGAGGACUGAAAACUGAUUGCUUUUGUCUUGUUUUCUUCUUUAGGAGUGAUACGAGAGCAAAGACCUGUCAAACCGUUCAUUUGGGGUGACAUUGCAAAAUGGGUGUGCAAAAUGGGAUUAUGUGCACAUGCAGGUUCUCAGUCAGAGGUGCACGUGUAGCACACACACUCCCCAUUUGGAGUUGAGAUACAAUGUGGGUAGUCAACCUGGAAUUUCCAAAUAGCGCAUAGUGUUGAAUAGACAGUUGUCACCAAGUUACAAAGGUUGUCACAAAUGUGCUCGUGUCUGUGGGGCUUGUGGAUAACCAGUUCUGUGAUAAAUCGAGUGUGCAAAAGGCAGGGUCUGUUUCCCAUGUGAAGUGACAGGUUGGCCACAGGUAAUAUCAUUUAAAAGGCCUCCUCAGGCGUAUAUGAGCAUUUGCAGCACCCAUCCCUAGCAAUGCUUAGAUGGGUGAUAUGCUGUGCAGUAGUCUUUGUAUUAACAGAGAAUCCAGAGAUCUGACUUAGUGGGUUUUAUGCCCCUUCCAGAUACUGGUCUGAUAAUUUCCAUGAGAACAAGCAGAGGACUGUUCUGUGUUACAGAGGGAACAGCUGGCCAUACCCUCUAUACCGGUGCCUUAACUCAGUGUAAGCUCCAGCCUACUGUGAGUCAGAAGUUAAAAUAAAUAUGUUGAAUUGAAUGUGUUGUUCAUCAUCUCUGAAGAUAGUAGAAUUAAGCCAACCUGAAGAGCAGAUUUGGAAAUCAUUAAACUGUUCACUAUUUCUCAGUGAAGCAAUGUGAUCUACUGUCACCCCGGUUUAGGAACCUGAAUGUAGCAUCUCAACUGCCAGUGUCCUGUCCCAAACCUGCUAAACUUUCUGUACAACUGGAAAAGUAAGUUCUUGUGGAGUUUGCUCACAGAAUUUCUUAUUUUUUUUUUUCUCUUUAAUUGUUUGUUAUUAUCUCAUGCUGGUGUCAUUUAAGACAGGUUUUAGUGGCAUCUCAGAAACACACUUGUUUUCAGUUUCAUUAGUAGCCUUUCACUAAAUAUGGCUUGUGAUGCGUUGUGGACAUAGCUGCAGUGUGCUGUGAAAGGUUAGACUAGAAAAACAAUAAGUUUCUUCCUGGCUGCAUGUGGGACAAGGUAGUUCUGUGGCUCCAGUGGUGGUUUUACUUCUGUCAAGACAGGUGCCGUCUCUCCUCACAAAGCCCUGUAGUCCUACACCUGUGGGCCUCGCACUGAUGCUGCCCCUUCCCCAUUGCAAUUUGGAAAUCCUUCCUCAGCCGUGCAGUUCAGAUGUCCUGCUGUUCAGGGGACAUCACUAGGACUCUCUUUUGUAAAAGCUUGUUAUGCUGAAAUUAGACAUAUUUUUAAGUGAAAACCCUUCCUACAAGACAUGGUCCUCCUGGUGUAUUUAUGCCAUGUCAGGUUAUAUUGAUGGAUGGAGAAGGCUUUGGUUCUGGGAAGGAGGAGAGCUGGUGUAAGCUUGAUUUCUCCAGGGUUUGCCAGGGUAGUGUUUAGCAGAUUUAAAAGAAAACACAGGCAUGAGCCUGUGGUACCUGUUUCAGACUGUGGGGAAGCCAGGUUUGGAGCCCAUACAUAUUAUGAGCAUCUAUGCUGAAAUAAAUUUUAUGAAGAUAUUACAACAAGUGACAGAAAAAUUAACCCUUGAAACAGUAAGACUAUGAACAUCCUUUAAAUUCAGCAUGGAACCACUUAUCUUGGUACCUCCUGUCUUAGGAGGAGAUCUCGGCAUAUUUGGGAAGUAUCCUGGUUAGAGUAGACCAAAUGGAAACCAGCCUUUCUCCCACUCAUUCACUGCUUGCCUUUGGAAUGUAUUUGUGGAUGUCCACAUCCUGUAAGUUACCUAUGGCUGUAAAAAAUACCAGUCAGUGCUAAUGAUGAUGCAAUAAGAAAAUCAACUAAUCUGUCCUGAAAUGCCAGUCAUCUUUCCCUGCCAGACAGAUGCUUGGGGCUUGACUCCAAACCUCCCUUUCCUAUUUGGUUAGCCCCAGGUCAUGGUUCAGUUUGUGCCCUGUCAAACUUUUUGGCCCUAUCAACACACCUGCUGGAGUCCAGCAUAGUCUUCAGGGUAGAUGCAAGGCAAGGGCUGGUCUUGACAAGAUGUGGUAUGUUUUUACCCCAUUGCUAUGUGGUGAUGAGCUAAAGAGAGCUACUGAGCACUGUGAUCAUAGUACAAUGCACCUUUUCUCUUUCAAUGUGAAAACACCCUUAUUGCUGUGGGUUGCAGGACUGCUCUGGCUGGUGAGUUUUGCUUUGUGAUUCCUCCCACACACCUUUUCUAUGCUUAAGAAAAUAAGAAACAGCAGAGAAAAUCUAUCACAAUGCAGAGAUACAGAGUUUUUAGUCAGACAGCUCUGCUGGCAGGAGCAAUGCGUUGCCCGCAUUUGGCAGGGAGAGAAUAUUAUUAAUUUUAAUGUAAGCAUCAGGGCAGGAAGUGGGAAUGUAAUUGGCCAUUAAUGUUGUUUGCCUGUAUGCAAAAUGAAUUAUUUGUUGCCCAAAGGGCUUCUAACAGGGAAAUAGAUUUCUGUUAAUGAUUUGCUAAAAAAUGCUUGUCCGUGUGAAGAGGCAAUACUUCCAUGUGCAUUGCGGUCCUUCUUUUGAGGUAAAAAGAGAAGACUGAAGGCAAACAGGAUCACCAGAGUUAAUACCAGUGUUGCUCCCAGGACUUGCAAAGCUGAGGCCUGCAGGACCUCUCCCCCGGGCUUUAGGCAGUGAAGCAUUUCAGGCAGCAGAAGCAGCUAUGGGAAUCCCAGCAGUGCCUUACCAGGCUGAGUCUCUAGCUCCCUCAGGCGCUUUGACAGGUGCCCCUGGACACUGGCCUGGGCUUUUGUCACUGAACACCUUUCAGAAAGCGUUUCCCACCCCCAGAUGCACAACCGCUGAAGUCAGUGGAGCCUCUCACUGACAUAUGCACACUCUGGAACAGGCUCUUUCUUGUCUGGCGAGACCAGGAAAGUCCUUUACUGCCAUGUCCGCUCGCAGCAGCGAGCUCAGCGUGUCAUUACUGCAUCAGUCCUGUCCCAGCAGUGUGGUUUGGUCGUUGCUGACAACUCUUCCUGUGAGGGGGCCUUACAGCUGGGGGCUUCUUGUUUUUUUUAAAGCUUGGGAAACUGAAAUUAAUUUUUCAAAGGCAUAUUUUCUUUUAAAUCAUUAGAUUUUGGCAAUAGAAUUUUUUUAUUAUUUUAUUUUUUUCUCCUCCCUCCACAUGUUUCAAACCAGCGUUUUAGGGAGGUGUCCCUGUGUUUUCCAUUCAUCUGUGAGACAGCUCUCUUUCUGAGUCUCUGUAAAAGUGAAUAAAUGUCUUGUCUGUACAGUAAGUCUGCUUGUAUGCAUAAUGAAAAGUUGAGCUGGGUUGCUGUUCUAUACAAUUAGUCUUUCCACUGUCAUACUGCAAACAGCACAUAUUGCACUCCUGUGCCACUGUAAUCUGCAUCACUGUUGUACUCAAGUCAAUGAAUAAAGUUUGGAGCUUUAUUCUUAA
This is a messenger RNA of Columba livia (rock pigeon), 9197 nucleotides long. It is a transcript of the gene ABLIM1, whose product is annotated as actin binding LIM protein 1. Gene Ontology annotation, cellular component: stress fiber; actin cytoskeleton. Gene Ontology annotation, biological process: cytoskeleton organization; cilium assembly; lamellipodium assembly. The coding region runs from base 48 to 2273 and encodes 741 amino acids. Gene Ontology annotation, molecular function: actin filament binding. The record is from RefSeq and is a predicted model, not a curated record. The transcript is spliced from 23 exons. NCBI's taxonomy places the organism in Eukaryota, Metazoa, Chordata, Aves, Columbiformes, Columbidae.